Molecule: messenger RNA, 3060 nt
Organism: Epinephelus lanceolatus (giant grouper)
Lineage: Eukaryota; Metazoa; Chordata; Actinopteri; Perciformes; Serranidae
Product: cadherin-6-like
Biological process (GO): homophilic cell-cell adhesion; calcium-dependent cell-cell adhesion; cell-cell junction assembly
Cellular component (GO): catenin complex; plasma membrane; adherens junction
Molecular function (GO): calcium ion binding; cadherin binding; beta-catenin binding
Source: RefSeq, a predicted model, not a curated record
UUAAAUAUAUAAGUUAUUUUACACAUGGAGGAUACUAGCAGCAACAAAGUGUGAAAAAAAAGAAAAUAAAAAAAACAACUCAACUCCCAGCAUUACCUAGCAUCAGUUUUAUAUCAAGCAACUAAUUGUCUUAUUUUCUGUGUUUUCAGGUAUUUACCAAUUCAGAGUUCCAGAGUCCUCCAAGUCUGGGACUUCAGUUGGAAGAAUUGUAGCCACAGACAGAGACGUCGGCAAGAACGCUGAGAUGUAUUUCACCAUCGUCAGUGGAGACGGCAUGGACAUGUUUGACAUCUCCACUGACAAAGACACCCAGGAGGGAGUCAUCAGCGUCAGCAAGCCUUUGGAUUUUGAGAAGAAGCCGUCGUACACAGUAGAGAUCCAGGUCCAGAACACCCAGGUGGACCCUCACUUAAUGUCUACAGGCUCCAAAGACAUGGCCACAGUUCGGAUUGCCGUGGAAGACGUGGACGAGCCGCCACUGUUUGACAAAGCCAGCUAUCUGAUGGAAGUGAAGGAGGACGCUGCAGUGGGCAUGGCCGUGGGCUCAGUCAGCGCCAUGGACCCUGACGGACCCCGCAGCAUGGUCAAGUACUCUAUCGACCGUCGCACUGACAUGGACCGCCUAUUCAACGUCCAUCCAGGGAACGGAUCUGUGUUCCUGCUGAAAAGCCUGGACAGAGAGGAGACUGCCUGGCAUAAUAUUUCAGUCAUCGCCACAGAGUUCAAUAAUCCCCGUCAGAGCAGCCAUGUUCCCGUCUACAUCCGCCUGCUGGACAUCAACGACAAUGCUCCUACCUUCGCCACAGUGUAUGAAACCUUUGUCUGUGAGAAGACUAAGGCUGGUCAGCGGAUCCAGACAGUGAGUGCCAUCGAUGCUGAUGAGCCAUCAACGGGACACAAGUUUUUCUUCAGCCUGGCUCCUGAGGGGACCCACCGCAGCAACUUCACUGUCCGAGACAAUGGAGAUAACACUGCUGGCAUCCUGACACGUCGAGCCAGCUACAGCCUCCUUCACCAGAGCGUCUACCUGGUUCCCGUGGUGAUUACCGACGGCGACUAUCCCAUGCAGAGCAGCACCGGCACUCUCACUGUGAGGGUGUGCACCUGUGACCGUGAAGGCAACAUGGAGCUGUGCAACGCUGAGGCUCUGAGCAGCUCUCCUGGUCUCAGCACUGGAGCUCUCAUCGCCAUCCUCCUGUGUGCCAUCAUACUGCUGAUGAUUGUGGUUCUGUUCACUGUGUUGAAACGUCAAAGAAAGCAGGAGCCUCUCAUCAUCUCCAAGGAGGAUGUCAGGGACAACGUGGUGAGCUACAAUGAUGAGGGUGGAGGUGAGGAGGACACCCAGGCUUUUGACAUUGGAGCACUGCGACACCCGGAUGCUGCCGCUGCCUUAGAGGAGUCUGCCAAACAGAGGCGAGACAUCAUCCCCACUGACACCCUGCUGUACCCACCACUCCACCGACCUCCCACCACUGCCUCUGGCUUUAUCAUGCCUCCAGUCAGCAUGGCGUCAAGGGAUAAUGGGGAUGUAUGCGAGUUUAUCAAUCAGAGAGUGCUGGAGAAUGACUGUAACCCCACAGCACCACCCUAUGACUCGCUGGCCACCUACGCCUACGAGGGCACAGGUUCAGUGGCUGAGUCACUGAGCUCACUGGGCUCAGCAUCGUCUGAGGCUGAGCAGGACUACCACUACCUGAGUGACUGGGGGCCCAGGUUCAGGAAACUGGCUGACCUGUACGGGGCUGAGGACAGUGACUUCUCCUAACAAACACAACACAAACACACACUUACUUCCAUGUCACAGACAGGUUCAGAAAAGAUUUUGACCAAUGCAGGGGCAAGGACAGCGAUGUCUAACCACCACAAACUCAAUAUUAGAGAUUGUGGACAUUAUUGAUGAGCUUUAAGAAAAUCUGAGAACUUUUAAAAAUACAGAUGACACAAUCCAUAUGAUGAACCAAAACAUGUAUUGUCAGAUGUUAAUUCCUUUUCAUGGGAUAUUCAAGAAUAUCACCUGAUCCUUGACCUGUCUUCACUGCACAUAGAUCCAAAAAAGGAGCUCACCAAGUCAUUCUCAAAGGGAGACAAAAGUUCUUAAAUAUCUGAUUUUGGGCAUGGGAACUGAUGGAUAUAGAAAUGUAAAUUAACCAGCACAACUGUGGAGCCUAAAAAUCUUCAGUUCCAUCAGUGGUAACCUCUUCAAAGACUCUUUUCAGUCAGUUUUGAAUCAACAUUGGGCUGUGUUUUAUAUUGAGGAUUGGGCUUAAAAUACUUUCAGGCUUUGCUUUAAUCUCUCCUGGGUUACCAAAUCACCAUUUUGCAGAGUGUUUCUUGUGGCUUUACAGUACAUGUGCCAUUCAAGGCAAGCUGAAUGGAGGAAAGUGUUGAGAACCAAUCAACAAAACCCCAGUGUAGUUUUUUCAGGAGACACACGUACCUCUGCAGAUAUGAAUUGAAAAGUGUGGGGAAGACAAGUUUUAUUUUUGGUUUUGACCAAGUGCCCUUCUGCUGCCCUUCGAGCUGAACUGCAGAUGCCUGUAGGUUGGCUGAGACUGGAGGGUGCUAAUGACUCUUACAUGAUUGCAUUUUGUCUUUUUUGCUGUCUUGUACAAAAGGACCAUUCCAGAGAAACUGUUCUGAAGGAUCCUCACUCAAAAAUUGCCUUCUUCGGGACACAAAGUAAAGAGAAUACAUCUUAUUUGACUAAAUGCACUGAUUUCUUUAUGUUUACGCAGGUUUUUUAAGAUCUUUUUUUAGUUGUUUUUUUUGUGCUGCACCUAAACAGAGGAUAACUGUUCAUGGCAUAAUUUCUAGAUUUUUAGCUUCUUGAUUAAGUGUGUAUUGUGUCAGAAAUGUGGUUGAACUGAGUCACAUUGGAAGUAUACUAAGUUCCAUAAAUCUUUAAUUUCACUGCUGUCUUUUUUCUAUAAAAGAACACAACUUCAGAUUAGAGAUGCACCGAUCCAGCUUUUUCAGUUUCGAAACUGAUCCCGAUGCUGUAGCUUUGAGUAUCAGCCGAUACCUGAAACCGAUCCGAUACCAUGGUUAACCUAAAAAGCU